This is a messenger RNA of Ostreobium quekettii, 444 nucleotides long. Lineage: Eukaryota; Viridiplantae; Chlorophyta; Ulvophyceae; Bryopsidales; Ostreobiaceae. The record is from the annotation of a GenBank genome assembly.
AUGGGGGAGUCGAGCAUUGUGGCAAAAAUUUUGAUAACGCCGCUCCCCCCUGAAGGGGUAAUCAGGCACCCUGAUGAAGGCAGCACCCACGACUUGCCUGUCCAAGGUGUACCAGCGCAGGGCAUCCCAGUUGGGAACGCCAUCGGCAGCCCUGUUGUGGGAGCUCCAGUGGGAAAUGCUGUUGGUCAUCCUCCCUUUUACACAGAGUACCAGACACAGCGAUCUGUCCGAAGAGAAUACGACCCUUGGGGGCCGAUGCCAGACCCUUGCUGCAACGCGUACUGGGUCAUGUUCCUCGUGGGGCUCGUCGUAUUCCCUCCCGCGCUGAUGUGCGGGAUGGUCGGCAUCUGCUCUGAUAGGAGGAACGAGCGGAUAGCUGGCAUCGUCAGCGCAGGGGCUGUCAUUGUGUGGAUGGGGCUGCUUGCUGCAGUUUUUAUUGCCUGA